This is a messenger RNA of Stegodyphus dumicola, 1740 nucleotides long. It is a transcript of the gene PNKP, whose product is annotated as Polynucleotide kinase 3'-phosphatase. The record is from RefSeq and is a predicted model, not a curated record. NCBI's taxonomy places the organism in Eukaryota, Metazoa, Arthropoda, Arachnida, Araneae, Eresidae. Gene Ontology annotation, biological process: DNA repair. Gene Ontology annotation, molecular function: ATP-dependent polydeoxyribonucleotide 5'-hydroxyl-kinase activity; double-stranded DNA binding; protein binding.
CUUUUCCCCCCCUACAUUUAGUUCAAGUAACUGCUGAUUAUAAACUUAAAAAGGCUGUAAUAUUACAACUGGGAGCAAAUCCAUCAGAAGUAGAUAGUAAAAUACUUGUUGCUGGAGAGCAAAUUGAAGUGUCAAAUGGCUGUAGUGUCAACCUAAUUGAAAAUGAUCUGAAAUAUACAUUAGAAUUUUUAAACUCAGAACAUGCUACAAGACCCAGACAUCGUUCAAGAUCUAAUCCAAAGUCAAUACAUAAAAAACUAAAAGUUGAAUCUCCUUCAUCAAAGAAUGAAAAUGAAGAACAGGUUAAUGGUUCAAUUUCUUCUGAAGAUAAUGAAGAAGGAUGCCUCAGUGAAGAAGCUACAGCAAGUAAGGAAGAGCAAGAAGUGGAAGUUGUUUCAGAUGAUGAAUUGAGAAGAAGGGAGAUUGAAUGUAAACUUGAAACUAUGCGUAAAGCUGUUGUUGAUGAUUUCAAUUCAUUGACUACUGUGGAUCGUUGGGAAGAAUAUGAUCAUAGCAAGAUAUUCAUAUUUACUCCUGCAGGGCUAAGAGGACAAACUAAAAUUGCUGCAUUUGAUAUGGACCAUACUAUUAUAACCACAAAAUCUGGAAAAGUAUUUCCUACUGAUAUGAGUGACUGGAAAAUUUUAUAUGCUGAGGUACCUGGAAAGAUGAAAAAAUUAUAUGAAGAAGGUUAUAAAAUUGUUGUAUUUACAAAUCAGAAAGGCAUAUCAAGGGGUAGAACUUCUGCUCCAGAAUUUAAGAAAAAAGUGGAAAGGAUUGUUCAGAAACUUGGAUUGCCAAUUCAGGUUCUGGUAUCUACAGGAUCUGGAAGAUACAGGAAGCCAAAUACAGGAAUGUGGGAUUAUUUUGUUCAAAAAUGUAAUCAGGGAAUAACUGUGGAUGUUCCUUCAUGCUUAUAUGUUGGUGAUGCUGCAGGAAGACCCCAGAAUUGGGCACCAAAAAAGAAAAAAGAUUUUUCUUGUGCUGAUAGACUUUUUGCAUUAAAUAUUGGAAUAAAAUUUUAUACUCCUGAGGAGUUUUUUCUGGGUCAACAGCCUGCUCCAUACAACAUGCCAGUAUUUGAUCCUAGGAAAUUAGCAGCUUCACCCUUAGCAGUAAAGUAUCAGCCUCCACCACGGAAAGAAUUAACAGCUGAUACAAUUGUAUCAUCUACUUCUGAGGUUGUAAUUUUUGUUGGAUAUCCAGCUGCGGGAAAAACUCAUUUUGCUCUUACAUAUUUGGUACCUAAAGGAUAUAUUCACAUAAACAGGGAUAUCUUAGGAUCAUGGCAAAACUGUGUAUCUGAAUGCUCUAAAUCCCUGUCUAAACAUCAGAAGGUUGUCAUUGAUAAUACAAAUCCUGAUCCAGAGAGCAGAAGCAGGUAUAUGGAGAUUGCAAAAAAAUUUGGAGUUCCUUGUAGAUGUUUCUUUUUUGUAUGUUCUUUGGAGCAAGCUAGACAUAACAAUGUGUACAGAGAACUUCAGGGACCUGAUGAAAAGCAUGCAGGAGUUAAUGAUAUGGUUUUGAACAGUUACAAAUCAAAGUUCAAAGAACCAACACUCAAAGAAGGUUUCACUGAAGUGAUAAAUAUCAACUUUAUUCCAAAAUUUAAAAGUAUUCAUGAAGAAAAAUUGUUUAAAAGAUUUUUAUUGGAAAAAUAAUGCUCUGUAUAAAUACAGAGCAUGCAUGUAAAACAUGCUGUAUAUAAAUAAUAAAAAUUUUAUACCUUUUUUAGCCUUU